AUGGCAACGAGAAAAUUUCUUGAUGUAAGUUCAUUAUCAUUUGUACAAGGUUUGGAUAUUAGUGUGAAAGAAAGUCCUAUUGCCAAACAUUCAAUACGUGGCAUUCGUGGUCGUUCAAUAUUUCUUCGAAUUCCAUUUAUAUGUGAUAAACUUCAAUAUCAAUAUACACUACGAUGAUUAGUCGAUUUGUGUGAUGAAAAUAUAACGGAAUUACAGCUUCCAAAUGGAAAAGAUGAUCAACUUGAAAAAGAAUUACAGAAGAAAGAAGCUGCAGUUAGUAUCACAGAUAAAAUAGCGGAAAGCACACAUGUAAGCAAUAUUAAUCAAUUUUUUGUUUCAAUUGCUAAUGAUACAACAAUUAAAAAUUUGAUUGGUGGUGAUGCACUUUAUCGUCGGAUAAUUGAAGCUGCUAACAAGAAAGAAAAAUGA
This is a messenger RNA of Rotaria sp. Silwood2, 429 nucleotides long. The record is from the annotation of a GenBank genome assembly. Lineage: Eukaryota; Metazoa; Rotifera; Eurotatoria; Philodinida; Philodinidae.